Ruditapes philippinarum (Manila clam) is the source of this 2795-nucleotide messenger RNA. Its product is annotated as F-box/WD repeat-containing protein 9-like. The record is from RefSeq and is a predicted model, not a curated record. Gene Ontology annotation, molecular function: protein binding. Bases 210 to 1529 code for a protein of 439 amino acids. Lineage: Eukaryota; Metazoa; Mollusca; Bivalvia; Venerida; Veneridae. The transcript is spliced from 9 exons.
UCAUCCGAAGUUUGACGGAAAGGGCCGAGAAGAUGCGAUUGGGAUCAUGAGUAAUCUGCGAAAUGGUAAACAACGAUUUGUACAUUUCUAAAAAUAAUAAAAUAAGCCGUUAUUACAAAUUAGUCACUUAUGACAAUGCAGGUAUAAAGGAAGUAAGUGUUGAAUUGAAAAAGCUAUUCAUAUGUGUAUAAGACAAAACACAUUUUAGGAUGAGUGAAAAUAAUUCUGUGAUAGAUAGUGGAGUGGACACAGAUCUAAUUUACAAGAUGGAGUUAAUAAAUGAUAUAAACAAAGGUUUUCCUGAAAAUACUAACACCAAUGCGGACAAUCCUGAAAAUCCAGAUUUUGAUGAAGACAAUUUAGUUCUUACAGACUUGCCGUCUGAAAUUCUGAUCCAUAUAGCGUCGUACCUUGAAUCCAGGACAAUAGGCCGUUCCCUGUAUAGUGCUUGCAAAAAGUUCUAUGAACUUUUCUCCAGUGACAGGUAUUGGAGAACGAGAAUCUCGAAAAGAUGGACCAAGCAGUAUCCAGUGUUUGAAAGAGAAGAUUUCAACUGGCAUAAAGCAUGUAUGGAGCGUGAGGAAGUUCACAAGCUGUGGUCAAACCCAGACAAACACUUUAACCAUUUUAUAUUAAAGGAAGGAUUUUUUGCAGCUGUGGAUGUUGUUCAUUUAAUGAAGGAAGGGAAAUUUUUAGCAGUUGGUUCAAGAGAUCGUCAUUUUAACAUUGUGGAUCUUACAAAAUAUGAUUGUGCAAAAGAGGGGCAAGAAAAAGAUCUCAUUGUUGCCUCCGAGACAAAAGCUCAUAAGGGUUGGGUGUGGUCAAUGGCAUCAUAUGAUGACACACUUGUCACAGGCUCAUGGGAUACUUUCAUACGUCUGUGGGACUUCAACAAUGGUGCUGUCACAAAAAGUUCGGAAAUAAAAUUGAAAACAGCUAUUCUUGGCCUUUAUUACGAGCCAAACUUUAUUGCUGCCUGUGGCUUUGACAAGCGUUUAUACAUGUUAGACCCACGCUCACCAGAUGAUUGCAUCAAGAAACAUUACCAUUCACAACCGGUUCUGAGUGUGGUAGCAGACGACAAAUACGUUAUUACAGGAAGUGAGGACAAAUCUGUGGCUAUAUAUGACAGGGUGGCAGGCAAAAAAUAUAAGACGUUUAAGACUGAGAGUUUUGUACCGAGUAUGAGUUACCAGAAUAAUCAGUUAUGGAUGGGAGACAAGGCUGGUAAACUAAAUGUGAUGGAUACAACUGAUGGUCUCUUUGACGAGAGUCUGAUAAAGACAUUUGAUAUUGGCAAUGAACGUCGACUUACUGGACUGGUUCCCACUGAUGGAGGUAUAUUCACAUCCUCGGAUUCAAUCAUCAAAAUUGUUGAACCCAGCAGCGACCCAGCAAUAAUCAACUCUCUCAACGUUCAUUCCGGUGAAAUUGCCAGGAUAAGUCACAACAAUGGUGUUCUUGCAAGUGCUGGUUCCGACAUAUCUGUUGGUGUUUGGAUUCCUAAGAGUUGUGCAUACUUAUCAUGAUGCAGGCUUGGUACAAGCAACAAACUUUUAUCUAGAGUUCUACAGAAUAAACUGUUGCACUGUUCUAGAACUGACAGUUAUGAAUUUAGUCAAUUUACUAGUUAACAUACAUGUUGUGAUCUUAUUCAUCAUGUAAAGAAAGACAUAUAGUCACCUUAGUGCAGUAACAAGUUAACUCCUAUUAAAUUGUGUAAGGAGUUAACCUGUUACAGCACUAAAUUGACAAUAUGUAUAGUCUACCAUAGAAAAUCACAUUGUGCUUAAGUGAGAUAUAGUGAUAGCCUUUAUCCAUUGCUGUUUUUCUGGUAGAUAUCACAUUACUUAAGCACCUGGGCAUUUUAUGGUGGGCAUUACAGGAAUGGUCCUGUACACAGUACAGUAAAAGUUAAAAUUGUUCUGGUGUGCGAAAUAAAAUUACAAUGGAUUUCACAUGCAAGGUCUAUCUUUACAACAGCUGCAGGUAUAUCAGUUGUCACAUGUCUUGGAAAUCAUAGCUGAAGUUUACUUUCCAAUACCGAUAACUCUUAUAUGGGAUUGACUGAGUUAUGGCACUUUGUAAACUAAGAAAAUUCCUGCAUGCAAUAUUAAUUUAAAAUGUGUUUAUUUGAAACCUUACCCAUGAUUUUUGGAUCAUAACUGGAGGUCACUUUACAAGACAAAUUUGACCCGCCCCAGUAGUCAUAGGUUUUUGUGUAUUUUCUGUUUUUAGCUCAUUUGUCACAAAGUGACAAGGUGAGCUCUUGUGAUCACAAUUCGUCCUGCAUCCAUCUGUCCUUAAACUUUUACUUUGAACAACAUCUCCACAUAAACCGCAUAAACUUUACAUGUUCCAUUUUUAUUUUUAUUGUCUCCUCGGUGCUGUUUGUUUAGUGUGGAAGACAUAAAAAGUCGCCCUGUGUAUUCAAUUAUGGGUGUUAUAUUUUCGAUCAUAAAUGAUUGUUCAACAUGACAUUAAUGAUGUUUGAAUGUGUGUAGUAGUUUAACUUGUUCUUGUUGAUAAUUUUCUUGUUCCGUUAUUCCUCAUUGAAUAUUGUAUGACACACUAAGGAUAUGUUGCCUGCCUUUUUACUUUGUCUAUUGACGUCUGACUGUGAUAUGCAGGCUUCAUAACCUCUGUUCCUCUAUAAAGUCCCAUUCUAUUUAGUCCCAUUUAGUCUACAUUAUUUUACUUAACUGGGGACCAGAUGCCGCUUUUAUUUGUAAUUGCACGAGCGUGUCACAUUGAACAAGUCAUGAUCAUCACCGCACGAACACAUCUGCAAAUGU